Molecule: messenger RNA, 882 nt
Organism: Effrenium voratum
Lineage: Eukaryota; Dinophyceae; Suessiales; Symbiodiniaceae
Source: the annotation of a GenBank genome assembly
AUGCUGAGGUCAUGCAGGUCAUUCUUGCCUCUGCUUGCACUGGCAUACGGCCUGGCAUCCGUUUGCUGCAUCAUCCUCUACCUGCGGCGUCAAGAUAGUAUUUCUUUGCGUCCUCGAGAUUGCCAACAGCCAGACUGCAACCCGAAGAAGGCUUGGGAGUCGAGCAGCUUUUUUUGGAGCAACCCGUGCCCACACGGGUACCAGCUGGAGACCCAUGAUGAGAAAACCCAUGGGGACAUAUGCCGGAGCGUGCAAGAUGCCAGCUUCGCAUGCCCUCAUGCCUGCCAGAGGAUGGCGCGGGCCCCCUGGUGCGCGGCCGGUGCCAAGCGAAAGUGCAAGGCUGACCUGGCCCUUGCCGAGUUUCGGAAGGGAAUGUUGCCCAACUCGCAGACCCGCGGGUUGAUGCACACCUUUUACGAGCCUGUCUGGAACGGUGGUGACAAAACUGGCACUCUGGUCAGUUGGGAGAAGGCAUGGACAGAUGCCGGAUGGGAGACGCGAGUGCUGACGCUGGAGGAUGCAAAGCGAUCGCCAGAGUUCAAGAAUGUGAACCGGCGUAUUGAUCGUAUUCCCCGGGGUGGCAAUGCAGAGUACGAGAGGCUUUGCUACUUACGCUAUUUGGCAAUGAAUGCAGUUGGAGGAGGAUGGAUGUCUGACAUGGAUACUGUUCCGACGCGUUUGUCCCCGGACAUUGGCUUGCCCAAUGCUGGGAGAUUUACAGUAUACGCUAACUUUAUACCUGCCCUAGUUUCUGGCAAUGCUACAGAGUACCUUCGAAUCGUUCUCAGCUUGACUGACCUGGGCCUUGAGCAGAUGGGGCAUAAACGCCUGCAACUUGGCUCAAGCUCAUUUACAGAGGCCAGAGAUUGCUCUGGGAGCUGA